Acanthopagrus latus (yellowfin seabream) is the source of this 1839-nucleotide messenger RNA. Its product is annotated as F-actin-capping protein subunit alpha-1. The record is from RefSeq and is a predicted model, not a curated record. The transcript is spliced from 10 exons. The coding region runs from base 154 to 1011 and encodes 285 amino acids. Gene Ontology annotation, molecular function: actin filament binding. NCBI's taxonomy places the organism in Eukaryota, Metazoa, Chordata, Actinopteri, Spariformes, Sparidae. Gene Ontology annotation, cellular component: actin cortical patch; F-actin capping protein complex. Gene Ontology annotation, biological process: barbed-end actin filament capping; actin cytoskeleton organization.
AACUGCUUGCUUUGGCGUCGUUACAUUUAUUUACUGCAGUGAGCUCACCCAUGACAGCACAGUUUUCCUGGUUGGGCUUGUGUUUGUGCUGGGCGGAGUCACGCAGACCAGGCAACACAGUCAGAAGCUUUGUUAACGCUUCAUUGAGCCAAGAUGGCAGACUUCGAUGAGCUCAGCGAUGAAGAUAAGGUCCGCAUUGCAGCUAACUUUGUGAUGCACUCUCCUCCUGGAGAGUUCAAUGAAGUCUUCAAUGAUGUGCGAAUACUGCUCAACAAUGAUAAUCUUCUCAGAGAGGGGGCAGCUCAUGCCUUUGCCCAGUACAACAUGGAUCAGUUCACCCUUGCCAAAAUUGAUGGCUAUGACGAUCAGGUCCUGAUAACGGAGCAUGGAGACCUGGGUAAUGGCCGCUUCUUUGACCCUCACAACAAGAUCUCCUUCAAGUUUGACCACCUGAGAAAGGAAGCCAGCGACCCGCAGCCCCAUGAGGGCGAAGCAGCUCUGAGGUCAUGGAGGGACGCCUGUGAUACAGCCCUGAGGGCCUACAUCAAGGAGCACUACCCCAGUGGAGUUUGCACCGUUUAUGGGAAAACAAUUGAUGGCCAGCAGACCAUUAUCGCUUGUAUUGAGGGACACCAAUUUGAGCCUAAAAACUUCUGGAACGGUCGCUGCCGGUCUGAAUGGAAGUUCAGUGUCUCACAGUCUACAGCACAGGUGGUCGGAGUUCUGAAAAUACAGGUACAUUAUUAUGAGGAUGGAAAUGUGCAGCUUGUCAGCCACAAAGAUGUGCAGGAAGCACUGACUGUGUCUAAUGAGAGCCAGACUGCAAAGGAGCUUGUGAAAAUUAUUGAGGAGGCAGAGAAUGAAUACCAGGUGGCCAUCAGUGAGAACUAUCAGACCAUGUCGGACACCACGUUCAAAGCCUUACGCAGACAACUGCCAGUCACCCGCAUGAAGAUCGACUGGAACAAGAUCCUCAGCUACAAGAUCGGCAAGGAGAUGCAGAACGCUUAGAGGACAGAAGCUGCUGAGGGUUAUGACAAACAAAUUGAAGAGAAGCUGAUGCUCGCGCAAACACGUGUGACGCAACAUAACGUACUGUAUGUCCUUCUAAAAGAGACAUUUGUUUGGGUUUUUCUUUUCCAGAGAAUGAGAGCUUCUGUUAUGCACUACGAGGGGAUGCCUUUAUUUUUAAAUUGACAUUGAGUGGUGCAACUGUCGCUCAUUUGCAAACAUAUAGUUGUUGUUUGUUUUUUUUUAACAAAUAAUGCCUUUCGUGAGACUGAAAGUUUGGGACACUCCUGCUGUUUCAAUUCUCACAGUCACAUGUUUAACACAUACACCGUCUGAUCCCUGAGUGCUCCACAAAUCCUCCCAAAAACCUCUCGACUUUCAUGUAGCAACUAAUUUUUCUCUAUAUGACAUAACUGAUGUUCUUAAAGAGCUUCCAAUACCUCUAUAGUUUUGUAUUAACAGAGGGCAAAUACUGUAUGCAAUUCGAUAUAUUGACUGACUGGAGGGACACGUGACAACGCCAAAUGAUUCAGUUUAUGUUUCAGUCAGAGGAUCCCUCUGGAUGUGGGGUUCUAGCCAGCGGACAUGCCAAAGCAUACAUUUGUCUUUUUCCCAUUCACUGAUGGUAUUUUGUCUUCCCUUUUGGUUCUGUCUUUCCUUUCUAUUGUAGAAAGAUAUUUUCGGUGAUAAUCCCUCUAUACCCCACCCUGCCGGACUGAUAAAGUAUUGGUGUCCUCCUGCCAGCUGUUUGCCUUUAGCUUUUGCUAUAUUUUUUUAUACAAACUGUAAGUACAUUUAUUAUUCAUGAAAUAAAAAUAUGAUCUUCAA